UGAGAGACGACUUGCCAGAGCAGAAUCUGGUUGCGCAGAGAUGAGUGACAUAAGGUGCCUAGCAACUCGAGGCACGGACGCGGAACCUGAUUUACCUCCGUUGCCUCGACCCACGCGCUCACGGACUUUUCAACCAGGGCCUAAACCUCCCUGUUCGGAACCUCAACGUUUCCGUACCCAAUUGCUUGCACCGCAGAGAUUCAGGAAUGUUUUCACCUCCCCCAGUCUUCCCGUAACUAUGAGAUAAUAAUUCCUGCUCACCGUUCAUCUGAAGUCACGCCACGCCAAGGUUAGAAUGUCUACCCGUACAUUAUCUGAUGCGGCCCUGCCCGGGCCUAAAGCCAUCAAGCUUUCUCCGGUUUCUGCGCAGUCAACUAUAUAGUCCUCUCAUCCUUAUCAGAUCCUCGCAUUUGAGGCUUUCGCAGACCAGUUAUGAAUGAUGACGUACACUCAGCCUCUCCCCGAUGAAGAGGCCAUCCGGCCCGACGAGCAGACGCCGCUUCUCGGAACCGGAGCAGGCCAAGGAGAUGGCUCGGUCUCCGAAACCCACCGGGUGGAUCCCCGAAUCGCACGCCGGCUCUACCUGUCGCACUUCCUCUCGACUUGGAAUUCCCGGAUGUUCGAGUUCGGCGCCGUGCUGUACCUGGCGACCAUCUUUCCGGGUACACUGUUGCCCAUGUCACUUUAUGCGCUUGCCAGAGGGUUAUCAGCGCUAGUCUUCGCGCCUACAGUUGGACAGUAUAUCGACAACAAUGACCGAUUGAAGGUUGUGCGCGCAUCAAUUGUCUUCCAGCGACUCGCAGUAUCGGCAUCGUGCGUCUUAUUUUAUGUCCUUUUCAUCGGGCUACCGCUAGGUGAUUAUGGACGUCCGGCUCUGCUUGCGCUCCUCUCAUUCAUGGCUUGCGUUGAAAAACUGUACUCCAUCGUGAACAUGGUUUCAGUAGAGAAAGACUGGGUUAUUGUCAUCGCCAAGGGUGACAUCGAAGCUCUAGCAGUUCUCAAUGCGCAGAUGCGCCGCAUCGAUCUUCUCUGCAAGCUACUCGGGCCACUGUCCAUCGCUCUUAUUGACGGAUUCUCCACAAAGGCAGCGAUUAUCGUCAACUUCUCUAUGAACACCGCUUCUGUUGCUAUCGAGUAUUAUGCCAUUGCCAAGAUUUAUAACGAGGACCCUGAUUUGCAGGAGCUCAAGUCUAAGCCAAUGUCUACCUCCGAAACAACGGCAGCAUCGGUAAAUCCUGGCAAAAAGGUCCUGGGCCAUAUUAAGAGGUCCGUGUCCGACUUCAAGUUCUACUUUGGCCACCGCGCAUUCUUGCCAUCGUUUGCCUGCUCUCUACUAUACCUCACAGUACUGAGCUUCGGAGGCCAGAUGGUCACGUACUUGGUCGCAUCAGGUUUCAACACAACGUACAUCGGCAUUGCAAGAACAAUCAGUGUGGUUUUCGAGGUGUUGGCGACUUGGGUUGGGCCUUGGCUUGUGGGUCGAAUUGGACAAGUACGCGCUGGCCUUUGGAUGAGCAAUUGCCAGGUUCUUCCUUUGAUCGGCGGCUUAGUGGCUUUCUGGGUCUUCAUGCCGAACCCCCUCAUAUCGGCAACAAGCCUCGUGAUGGGAGUCAUUAUCAGCCGUCUUGGUCUCCGCGGCUUUGACCUAUGUACUCAAAUCAUCGUCCAAGAGGAAGUCGAAGCCGAGAGCCGUGGCAGAUUCUCGACAGUCGAGGCGGCCUGGCAAAGUGCAUUUGAGCUACUUUCAUACAUGGCGACCAUAAUCUUCUUCCGGCCUUCGCAGUUUAAUUGGCCCGCACUGGUUUCUGUUGCGGCCGUGACUUCUGCAAGUCUGGCGUACACGCUCUUCGUAUGGAAGAGGAGAGGGCAUCUGCUUCAUUUUGAGAAGUUUGGACUGUAGCCUGAACUCCAUCUAUUUACCCAACAUAUUACUGUAUAAAAAGGGGGAUUUUCAUGUGUAAUUGUAAUGAAAAUGGAAAGCAUGGGGACACCUUUACCACGGAAUUGUAAUUCCUCUGGAGACUUAAACUCUUCAAUGUUCAGAGUGUUGAGAUUGAUGUACUUUGCUGGCUAUUUCUCAACCAUGAUACCGCAGCAGAACUAUACAGCUUCCUUGGGCUUCUCAGAUAUUUGUUUCAUCGUCCCCUAUCCCGUUCAAACACCCUAGACAGGGCAAAGCACGGGUCCUGCGAGGGACUGGGUGCAGGACUCUCCGACCUUACCGAUACAACUUCCGGAGGUGCAGUCCUUGAUAAUUCCGUUUUGAGAGC
Colletotrichum acutatum is the source of this 2270-nucleotide messenger RNA. RefSeq names its product iron transporter. The record is from RefSeq and is a predicted model, not a curated record. Gene Ontology annotation, cellular component: membrane. NCBI's taxonomy places the organism in Eukaryota, Fungi, Ascomycota, Sordariomycetes, Glomerellales, Glomerellaceae. Gene Ontology annotation, molecular function: iron ion transmembrane transporter activity. Gene Ontology annotation, biological process: iron ion transmembrane transport. Bases 437 to 1900 code for a protein of 487 amino acids. The transcript is spliced from 4 exons.